CUGCUCAACAGAGAAGGAAUUACAAGAACGUCGCCGACGCACUUAUCAGGAUAGUGAGAGAGGAAGGAGUGCUGAAACUAUGGCGUGGGGCAACACCCACCGUUGGGCGAGCCAUGGUGGUCAACGCGGCGCAGCUUAGCACAUACUCGCAGGCGAGAGAGAUAUUCGUGGCGUACGUGCCAGACGGCAUAUUCCUUCACUUCUGCGCGUCCAUGGUGUCCGGCCUGAUCACCACCAUCGCCUCCAUGCCUGUGGACAUCAUCAAGACUAGAAUCCAAAACGCGGCCAAAGGUCAAAGCCAGUUAGGCGUGGUGACGAACCUACUCCGCAACGAGGGCGUACUGUCUCUAUGGAAGGGCUUUCUGCCUUACUACGCUCGUCUCGGCCCGCACACCGUGUUGACUUUCAUAUUCCUGGAGCAAAUGAACGCUGCGUACUUUAAGUACACAUAGACUGGACUAUACAGGGUGAGUCGGGGUUGCCAAGAUUAAAAAAGGAUUUUAAAAAUUUUUUUUAGAGUUGCUGUUUCACGAAGUGCUCAAAUUUUUGGAAUAUUAAAAUUUGUAGAAGUCAAAAUUGUACAGCUAAUGUUAAACAUUUUUAGGAAAUGUCAACAUUUCGCUGUUAUAGCCUAAAGCGUAAUCAAAACGCUGACGUUUGUGUAUGUAUAUCUGUCUCACAUAUCAAAGAUAAUGUGAUACGAUAGGAUAUUCGUUUGAUAUUUCAGUCAGACUAAAUAUUGAACAUUUUGGAUGCUUUUACUACGUUAUCUGAUAACGAUAUAAAAGUGUUGCCGAACGGAUUACAAUAAUCGUUGGGUUAACAUUUUUCUGCCUGCCUUAAAUUAAAAUGUAAGUUGUGAAAUGUGAUGCAGCCCUGUAUCGAGCAAGCAGCAAUUUGAACGUUGGCAACCCUAUGCUAAGAUUUGAAGUGAACAUAAAUUUGGAUUGAGACGUGAUUUUAAUAAUAUUUAUAUCAUAAUAUGGUUUUACUAGCAGAAUCGAAGCUGGUAAUGAAUUGUCUCCCAUAAUUUUCGGGAUUCAAAUAAGUUUGACACUCCUAUGACACUGCAUAGAACGCUGUGCCUUUAUAAGUAUACAGGGAUGCUGAUAUAAUGUGAAUGGGUAGACAUAUUUGAUCAUUUUGCUUAGUCUAUGACAUAUGCAUGAAGUGACAAGCGUCUCAGUGUUGCCUGUUCAUAAUUUAUUUGAGGCUGUUUUAGAAUUCCGAAACAAAACUAUCCGAUGACGAAAAUUUAUUUAUUCUCAUGAAAUGUUAAAAUGUGUACAUGUAAAGUGUUUCGUACAUUCGUAGAAUGUCACAAAUGAAAAAAAAUGCGUAAAAAUGUCAAUAAGUUGCUAAAAAGCUUGCUCAAGCAAAAUUAAACUAUAAACGACCAAAUUAAAAAAUGAAAUAUACACAUCUUGAACUGUUACAGCUUUUUUUUUGUUAAAAGUAAGAUUACAUGUAAGUACUACAUUUUUGUUAUCUGUGAGUAUAUAUAUUUUUUAAUUAUUUAAUUAAAAUCUUUUCUACAUAAUAUCUGAUUUAUAUUUGUUGCUGUCUAAUAAAUUUA
Ostrinia furnacalis (Asian corn borer) is the source of this 1576-nucleotide messenger RNA. Its product is annotated as mitochondrial 2-oxoglutarate/malate carrier protein-like. Lineage: Eukaryota; Metazoa; Arthropoda; Insecta; Lepidoptera; Crambidae. The record is from RefSeq and is a predicted model, not a curated record. The transcript is spliced from 4 exons. Bases 114 to 452 code for a protein of 112 amino acids.